Messenger RNA from Ogataea haglerorum, 1131 nucleotides. RefSeq lists its product as uncharacterized. The transcript has a single exon. Gene Ontology annotation, cellular component: cytoplasm. Lineage: Eukaryota; Fungi; Ascomycota; Pichiomycetes; Pichiales; Pichiaceae. The coding region runs from base 1 to 1131 and encodes 376 amino acids. The record is from RefSeq and is a predicted model, not a curated record. Gene Ontology annotation, biological process: ribosome disassembly; nuclear-transcribed mRNA catabolic process, non-stop decay; nonfunctional rRNA decay.
AUGAAGCUGGUGCAUUCUUCCUUCCAGAAGGACAAGAGCGGGUCUGUGAGUCUUGUUCCGCAGGACGGCGAGGAUCUGUGGACUUUGUACAACCUUAUUGCCAAGGAUGACGAAGUGCGGCUGAAAACUCAUAGAAAUAUCAAAAAGUCCCCAUCAGACAAGCCCGUGCGCAAGCUUAUUACUCUCUCGCUCAGUGUGGAGAGCGUUGACUUCACGCCGAGCGACGAGGUGAUGCGGAUCAAAGGACGCACCGUGGAGCAGCACGAGGACGUUCCACAGGGCUCCUACCACACCGCAGAGUUGGAGUUCAACCAAAAAUUCACGCUCUAUAAAAAUGACUGGGACGACAUCAGUCUGGACUUGGUCAAUAAAUCAUGCUCAAUAGAGGCCAAGGCUGAAGUUGGGGCAGUGGUGUUACAGGAAGGCGUUGCUCAUCUGUGCCUGAUUACAGAGAACAUGACCAUAUUGAGGUCCAAGAUUGAGAAGUCCAUCCCCAAAAAGAAGCGUGGAGACUCGAGCGCCCACGACAAGGCCCUGGACAAAUUCAUGGAAACUGUGGCGGACUUGGUGAUCCGCAACUUCAACAUCGACAAGUUGCGGGUCAUUUUGCUUGUCUCUCCCGGAUUCAGCGCCCGUCAGUUGUAUGAUAAAAUAUUUAGCAUCGCAGUGAGCAACCAGGACAAGUCUCUCAUCCAGUCAAAAUCUAAGUUUGUUGUGGCUCAUUCGUCCACGGGGUACUUACAGGGGCUCGAAGAAGCACUGAAAGCGCCCGAGCUGCAGAAACAGCUUUCCGAUACCAAGUUCCAGCACAGUGCGAUGCUGUUCGACGAGUUCAGCAAGCUGCUCAAUGACGAUGACGGGAAGGCGUGGUAUGGAGAGCCAGAAGUGGCAAAGGCAAUAGAGCUGCAAGGAGCGGUCCGCACGCUGAUGAUCACAGACACGUUAUUCAAGAGCGAUGACAUUGCGCAGCGUAAGAAAUACAUCCAUAUGACGGAGCAGGUGAAAGAGCACGGCGGAGAGGUCGUCAUAUUUUCCAGUCUACAUGACAGCGGCGAGCAGUUGAACCAGUUGACCGGAAUAGCCGUGAUCCUGAACUAUCCUGUGCCGAACCUGGAUGACGAAGAGGAGUAG